CUGGGCUGUUCCCCUCUGCAUCCAGGCUCGUAAAGAACCCAGGCUCAUAAGGAACCCAGGCCCGCACCACAGCGCCUGGUAUAGGUCAUGUGAGAUCUGAGCUGCAAUGGAGCAUGACUCACAUACCACGUGGGAAUUCAAUGGCUCCUUCUAUCAGCCUUCAGCUUUCCUCAUGAUGGGCAUCCCAGGCCUGGAAGCCUUUCAUCACUGGAUCUCCAUCCCUUUUUGUGUACUCUACCUUAUUGCUCUCUUGGGAAAUUGCAUGAUCCUAUUCGUCAUAAAGAAGACCCAAAGUCUUCAUGAACCCAUGUACUACUUUCUCUCCAUGCUAGCAGUCACUGACCUGGGGCUGGUUUUAUGUACACUGCCUACUACACUGGGUAUUUUUUGGUUUAAUAACCGAAGGAUUGGUUUUGAUGCUUGUCUCACUCAGAUGUAUUUCAUCCACAUACUGUCCUUCAUUGAAUCCUCGGUGCUCCUGGCAAUGGCGUUUGAUCGCUUCAUUGCUAUCUCCCAUCCACUUAGAUACCCAUCCAUACUGACCAAGACAACUGUCAUAAAGAUAGGUCUGACAAUCAUAUUGAGAGGUACGGUCUCCCUUCUUCCAAUACCCUUCUUGCUCAAGAGGUUAACCUACUGUGGGAAGACUGAGCUCUCUCAUUCUUUUUGCUUCCAUCCUGAUAUCAUGAACCUAGCAUGUGCAGAUAUAAAAGUCAAUAUCUUCUAUGGUCUGAUUGCUUUGUUUUCAACAGUAGGGAUGGAUUUUAUCUGCAUUGUGCUGUCCUACAUCCUAAUCAUUAAAACUGUUAUCAGCCUUGCAACUAAGGAGGAGUGUCUCAAGGCUUUGAAUACAUGCGUCUCCCACAUCUGUGCUGUCCUAAUAUUCUUCAUCCCAAUGAUUGGACUGUCCAUGAUUCAUCGUUUCGGAAAGAACUUUCCUCCUUUGGUUAACACCUUGGUGGCCUACACCUACCUUAUAAUUCCCCCUGCUCUCAACCCCAUUAUCUACAGCAUAAAAUCCAGCCAUAUCCGCGAGGCUUUGUUCAGGACACUGAGGAGGAAGUGUGAAUUUGAGUGGUAGGUUCUUCCACCAACUGUGCCAGAAAAUGCUGGUGGACUUUUUUUGUGGUCAGAACUAGUAGACUGGUUUCUUAGUGCUGCACCCAUGGGUGUCACUGCCAGGCAAAGGAACUGCGCAUCCACUCAGAUGCUGUCCCUCAACCCAGAGCUGUGAUCUUUCAUGUUUCAUCCUAGCAUGAUGCUUGGUCCUUUCCAACAGCCUGCACACACCCCAGGCGUGGAAGUCACACUUAUGAGGAAACAAUUACAGGAAAACAAGCUCCUCCUCUUGAGUUACACAAUGGAGUGGAGCAAGGAAACUCUACAAUAUACUUUAUGGCAUCUAGCAGUCAGAUAAUAUGUAAGCUUCACCUGCGGUCCCUUGCAUGGGAUCAUUGUUCCCUCACUGCAUAACUAACCAAGACCACAAACUCUGUAGGACAGGACAGAGGCCAAAAGUCUGAAGUCACUCUGAAUAUCAAAGUGAGUAAUUUUGUUCAACUGGAAACACCCCACAAAAUGGAGAUCAUUUCCAGAGGUUGAGCACAGAGCAUUUUUGGAAGAUCACAACAUUUUAAGUGAACCCACAACACUUGGUUCACCUAACAAAUGGCUCAGCCUUAAUCUUCAUCUGUAUUUCUAAACUGCCAUACACAUUUACAGUGCUGCUUCUGCACCUCCUCUUGCUUUCAUUGAGCCUUACUAUCCUACCAGAUCUAAUGCUCAAGCCAUUGUUUUUUUGCAUUGAAUGUAAAGUAUGUCUACCAUAUAUUCAAAUAAAAUACACAUAUCAUUGGAAAGGAAAAAAAAAAAAAGCCUUUUUUUUUCAAUUUAUCUAAUGUAGAGUUAAUAGGUUGGAGUUGUUCAAAGCCGUCAGGAUUUGCUGUACGUGAGUACAGUACUGCAUGAGUUAGGUAUGCAUCAGGAUGGUGCUCGGGGGUCGGGUUUGGAUAGCUCUCUUACUGCAGAGAGGUUUCAAAACUAAAAUAGGAGUGACUAAUCUUCCUGACAUUACAGACCAUGUACUACAGCCUUCCAGCUAACAUCCACCAGGCAUCAAAAGUCCCCCUCAGAGGGAUGGGAAAUGGAGAUCUCCAGGCUCAGGUCACAUAUGGAGGUGACAUUGUCUCCAAGCAUCUUCUUGCUCUUCACCAAGAUGGAUCUCAGCCAGGCAAGCAGAAGAGUUUCACCACCCUCUUAUUUUGCUUCAUCCCGCAGACAGAAUGAAACUGCCCCAAAUCUUUCAUACCUCCUGUGUUGUUUUUUUCAUUGGUUUUAAGCCACAUUUGGGGCAGACUGGGCCUUUGUGCAAAGAAGGAGUGGUCAUCAUUCACCUUGUGAGGGUGAAGUAGCAGAGGGCAUUGGGACAGCAUUGCAUACCAGAACUGGGUUGUUGCUAAGCUUCUCCCACUUCAGCCUAACCUAGGAUUGGUGUCUUUUUCUUUUUGAUCUAUUCAUAUCUGUACUUCUAAUAAAGACAGAGAAGAAUAAUGAGAAUACUUCUCCAUAAGAAAAUGGAAAGGGAGAAGGGCAGAUUCCCAAGGGGAGGACUCUCAGGACGCUCUUUGCAUUGUGUUGUGCUAGUUAUUUUGCUGAGUGUCCCCGUGGACCCUCACAGAGGUGGAAAUACUGUUCAGCAGAACACCACAAGAACUUCUGUCCAACCAGUAGGCACAGCAGCUCCUACUUGCAUUGAGUAGCACCUGGUGGGAGUUCUUUGCUCAGAAUACCUACGAUCCAGCCUGGUGCUGGUAGCCAGCUGCUAUCAGAGGAGUAGGAGAACAAGUAAAUCUUUUGGCAUGAAAGCCUAAAAAAGAUCUUUGCUUGGAGAUGCUCAGCGUGCAGGAUCCUCACACAGCACUGCUCCCUGAUUGAAAACUUGCAGACUGUUCUCAGAAGCAACAAAAGCCAGAGGAGCCUGUGCUCCAGCAAGGACAUGUGCAUUCAGAUGGUGGUGGCAAGACAGAGGAAAUGCACAGGGUAUGUAUUAGUGCAGCUGGAAACCAUGCUGGAGUGAGGAUGCAGUGCAUAUGAUGCACCUCCAUCACCCAGUUCAGCAGAGUUUCACCUGCCUCCAAGUUUCCUUCCCAGAUGGAGUAGCUGGAGGGUACCAGGCAGUUGUUCAGGAUCUGAGAACCUGUAUAAGGUACUGUUCAUUAGGAACACAUGCUCACAGAUCUUGGUGGCUGCUUCUGGGAAUGGGAAAGUUAAUUGUGGUUUGACAUCUGUGUGAAUAAAAAAAGAUAGACAAGCCACUUAAACCUGCUAAUUCCUAUUCUGUGAUGCUCUGAGCUCUGCACUUUGUACCAUGGGAUCGUAUACAGUACUUGCUGACGGAUUUAUUUCCUAUGAACCAAGAGAGCAGUGUGAGACACAUCACAGGCAUGGCUUAAUGAGGAAAGGAGAGGAGAUGGAGGAGGAGCAGGAGAACAGGAUGAUGGAAAGGAAGAAGGAGUGGAAGGGGAGGGGGAAACAUACAGUCAGAGUGGCUCUCUAGAAUUUAAAGGAAAAAAAAGUUCAGAUGAAAAAUUUUGAUCAGCUCCAGUAACAGAAGACAACACCAAGCACUAUGAAAAUAUCAGCCCAUUCCCCAUUAGUGCCCAGGUUUUGAAAUCUGCUCAUACAGACUUCAAAACCCUUGGGAAACACUGUACCAGAGGUGAACAGCUCCAGGGAAUGGAACACAUUCCCUUCUCACUGCCACAUGGGAUGGGAGAAGCAGAGAGGACUUCUCAGUGCUGACGACUGUUCCACCACCUGCUUUAUCCUGGGAAGUUCACUCCAUGGGACAAAUCUGGUCAAUGUUUAUGAGUCCUUUCUGAGAUCAUCCACAGUGGUUGUUGUUACUGGUCCUCUGGAUGGGAUGGCUUCACUGUCUACAUGUGCUCACCUCUUGCCAAAUGCAGCCACUGGGGCUUGCUGGUGCAAGGAUCAGCCAGGGAAAACAAAUCUGCACUCCCUAGUGUUUUAUUAAAGGUAUGGACUCAGUUUUCUGCUCUGCAUAAAGCAAGAUCCUUCUAUGGAUGGGGUUCAUCACACUAGCAGUUCAAAGUCAUUAGUCACUUCUGAAAACAUUGGUGCAUUCACCAAUAUUUUUCGAGGGAUUACUGACUUACUGUGAGUGUCUCUCCCAGUUGCCUUCUCUUGAAAGAAAUGAAUAGGAUGGCAGAUUUUUAGCAGUGAGAAUCAUACUGUCCUUACACUUCAGUGGGUGGCAGGUAAGUUGACUCAGACACUUGCUGGCAGUUACUGAAGCGUUUUGUGCAUUCCACUUGCAUCUUAGUGUAAGUGGUUUGCUGCAAAUGUCCUUGCUAGAAUAGCUUUCAAACAACUUGAUACCAACAGUCUGUGUACCAUGUUUGUAAAUUGUGUAUAAAAAGCUAGCACGAGAGUUUUAUUUAUCAUAGAGUCAGGAUGGAAUAACAUCCCAUCAGGGAAAUAAGCUAUGAUUGCUAUUUUAGGAUGAGUGCUUCACCACCGAUGUGCAGUAAAAACAGAGUGUUUUCAACCAAAUGCUACUUUUAGAAUCAUUUGGACUAAUAACCUGCAGUAAAAACAUGUAGCAUCCCUGUUUUACAUGGGUGGGAUGUGGAAUUUGUUGUCAGAAAGCUCAGCAAUGCUGCAGACAGCCUUGCUGUGGGAGUCAGGAGGGAUCUGCAUCUCUGUUCAAGCCCUCCAAGAAUGCCCUAGACAGCUGGGAAUGUACAGCUCUGUGGUGGUGACACUGCUGUUGUUUCAGAAAUUGGUGCUUCAUCCCAACACCUUUAAAUCCCAGUUAUUUUACAAAUCUGAUCUGUGUGAACAGAAGGGCAGCUUAAAGCAUAUGUUUCUGACAGGGCAGUAUAGUGCAUAUGGGAAAAGCUCAAGCAGAAUUGGAGUUGUGCAGGAGCAAUAAAAAAUCUGUUUUCUUUAUUUGAA
This is a messenger RNA of Gallus gallus (chicken), 4977 nucleotides long. RefSeq names its product olfactory receptor 51G2-like. The record is from RefSeq and is a predicted model, not a curated record. The transcript is spliced from 2 exons. Gene Ontology annotation, biological process: G protein-coupled receptor signaling pathway. Gene Ontology annotation, cellular component: membrane. Gene Ontology annotation, molecular function: olfactory receptor activity; G protein-coupled receptor activity. Lineage: Eukaryota; Metazoa; Chordata; Aves; Galliformes; Phasianidae. The coding region runs from base 107 to 1081 and encodes 324 amino acids.